Messenger RNA from Jaculus jaculus (lesser Egyptian jerboa), 1815 nucleotides. RefSeq names its product PHD finger protein 20-like. Gene Ontology annotation, cellular component: NSL complex; MLL1 complex. The transcript is spliced from 2 exons. Lineage: Eukaryota; Metazoa; Chordata; Mammalia; Rodentia; Dipodidae. Gene Ontology annotation, biological process: regulation of transcription by RNA polymerase II. The record is from RefSeq and is a predicted model, not a curated record.
AUGGGAGCUAUAUUGGGAACAUGCAAGAAUACAGAAAAUCAGACAAAGCAUCCACCUAACAGAAGAGGAAUCAGCUUUGAAGUGGGAGCCCAGUUGGAAGCCCGGGACCGAUUAAAGAACUGGUAUCCAGCUCACAUAGAAGACAUUGACUACAAAGAAGGCAAAGUCCUCAUCCAUUUUAAGCGCUGGAACCAUCGUUAUGAUGAGUGGUUCUGCUGGGAUAGUCCUUAUUUACGCCCUUUAGAGAAAAUACAGCUCAGGAAAGAGGGCUUACAUGAAGACGACGGAUGUUCUGAAUUUCAAAUAAAUGAGCAGGUCCUUGCUUGCUGGUCUGAUUGUCGAUUUUAUCCAGCCAAAGUCACUUCUGUGAACAAGGAUGGUACUUACACUGUGAAAUUUUAUGAUGGAGUAGUUCAGACUGUCAAACAUAUUCAUGUCAAAGCUUUUUCCAAAGAUCAGGCCUAAAGAAACAGAUCACAAAAUCUUUCGUCAUCUCCUGAUAAACGAGAGAAGUUUAAGGAACAGAAAAAAGCCGUGGUCAAAGGGAAGAAAGACGAAGACAAAGCCUUAAAGACAGAAAAACGGCCCAGGCACCCUGACAAGGAAGGCAAGUUAAUCUGUUCUGAAAAAAGCAAGGUGUCUGAGAAAAGCCUGCCUAAGAACGAGAAGGAAGAUAAGGAGAACAUUUCAGAAAAUGACAGGGAGUACUCUGGGGACAUCCAAGUGGAUAAAAAGCCUGAAAAUGAUAUUGUGAAGAGUCCACAAGAGAACUUGAGGGAGCCAAAAAGAAAACGAGGCAGACCCCCUUCCAUAGCUCCUACUGCUGUGGAUUCAAACUCUCAAACAUUGCAACCAAUAACAUUGGAAUUGAGAAGACGGACAAUAUCGAAAGGAAGUGACAUCCCACUAAAACGUCCUCAGCUGGAUAAAAAUUCCUGUCAGUUGAACUCUCCUUUGGAAGCUGACCAGGUUCCAUCUGCUUUAACUUGUCACUCCUUUGGGGAUGGAUCAGGAGCCACAGGCUUGGAGUUAAACUGCAAGUCAAUGGGAGAAAACACAAUGAAAACAGAACCGGCAUCCUCCCUUGCUGAAUUACCAGAGGCUUCUACUGUGGAAGUACCAAAUACUUGUAAGAAAACAGAUGACUUUGGGACAUCUAAUGUGCCAGCUGUUGAUCUAGACCACAAAUUUAGAUGCAAGGUUGUGGACUGUUUAAAAUUUUUUCGCAAAGCUAAACUGUUGCACUACCACAUGAAAUAUUUUCAUGGAAUGGAGAAGUCCCCAGAGCCAGCAGAGAGCCCGGGGAAGAGGCAUGUCCAAAUGAGGGGCUCUUCAAUGUCCGACAAGGCCAGUCAGGAGAACCUGACUCGGAAGCGUGUCUCUGACAGCUCUCCAACUACAAAAGAGAAGGAAAAAAAUAAAGAGAAGAAAUUCAAAGAGUUUGUGAGAGUGAAGCCAAAGAAGAAAAAGAAAAAGAAAAAGAAAACCAAACCUGAAUGUCCAUGUAGUGAGGAGAUCACUGACCCCUCCCAGGAACCUUCUCCACCCAAGGGAUUUUCUGUCAUCAAGUGCGGGUCUUCACAGAAGCCUGGGGUCCAUAUGAGUCCACAGCUCCAUAGUUCAGAAUCUGGAAACCACAAAGGAAAAUUGAAAGCUUCUGAGGAGGACAAUUUGAGUGAACCCUCUUCUGAGAGCUUUCUUUGGAGUGAUGAGGAAUAUGGCCAAGAUGUUGAUGUGACUACCAACCCAGACGAGGAGCUUGAUGGGGAAGACCGCUAUGAUUUUGAGGUUGUCCGUUAUUGCAGAAGACACUAG